This is a messenger RNA of Coniosporium apollinis CBS 100218, 2553 nucleotides long. RefSeq lists its product as uncharacterized. Lineage: Eukaryota; Fungi; Ascomycota; Dothideomycetes. The record is from RefSeq and is a predicted model, not a curated record. The transcript has a single exon. The coding region runs from base 1 to 2553 and encodes 850 amino acids.
AUGUGGAUUAUCAAGAGCCUGGUAGAGCUGCCAGCAUCCACCAGAAGCCUGUCAGACCUGAUUCUACCGUACGAGGAAACCACUUUAAGCAACUUCAUACCCUUCGAGGAUUUCACAGAGGAACCGCAGCGUGGUAACGCCUGGACACUGCGCAAGAGCUCUGGGCAAUCACUUGAGCAGCUGACCGCAAACGCCCCGACACUGGCUAAUACACGACUCGAUGUUCGCUCGGAAGCAGUCGGUCAGAUAUGGCGAAGUUUAGGCAAUAUGAUCCUUACCGCUGCAGAUCGAUCUCGGACAGAGACUGAUCCGAUAAUGCCGCAUGUCCUAGAAAUAAUCGCGUUUCUUCAUCACAGUGGGGUUGUCCCGGAGUCAGUUUACAACUAUACUCCUGCACAGGACUCAUCUGCUCUACAACAGCCUCCUACACUGCACUUGCUGUCCUCCAGGGUCUUGACGUCUUUGACUGAUGCUGCCUGGAGAGCACAUCAGACGACUGCGGCAUCCAAAGCAAAGAACACAGGCACAAGCUAUGAUUACGUAGGGCGUGACUUCCCCGGAGCACGGUACAAAGUGGCCAUUGAUGAGCUGGGCCCGGAGGUCUGGCUCGAGCUUGUGUUAUGGUCUUGUCUGCACGGACCGUGGCUGCUGGAUGGUGCCGCUAUACUCACAAGGAUGAGCAAAUAUGAGGGCGAUAGCAAAUGGUCCUUGGUCUGCUGGCAGGACGUACUCCGAUCCUCAGAGGAUCACGAGUCUCAGAAGGGCAAGGUUGAUUGGAACCUACUGCAACCCCUGAUUGGCGUUGACGCAAGGACACAAGAGCACCAGCAAAAUCGAUUGCGCGUAGAAAGAACAAUCAGUAGCGAGGUGGUGGCAGCCUUCGUUGACGGUCUCAUGAACCAGGUCAGAGUUGGCGUAGGAGCCAGAGGAGAAGAACCAAGGGCUAUUCUGGAACACGUAAACGGGCUCAAAAUGUUGCUGGACCGCGCAAACUUGGGUUUGGGUGGUACUUCUUGGGAUGCAGUGGUCGUUCGGUUCCUCGAGUCUGAAGGCAUCAAUGCUGAAAAAGACCCGGAUCUGCUACUUGACAUUCUGCGUCUAGUGCAACCAUUCGGCGCUGAGCUCAAUUUCGCUAAUGCGCCUGUAAAUAACGUGGAGUCUCAGGACCGACCAACCUAUGUUCUGGAUGGAUCUGCAGCGGCACUUGGCCUUUUGCAUCGAGCGAUACGUGCUUAUGCCCGGAUGGAGAAUACAGCAGGGGCCUUGCAAGCUUUUGAACAGCUUCAGUCACUGACAGAUUCCAACAAAAGAAGGUCACUUGAGGAGUUCUUCAGAAGUAUGAGAGACCAGACCCAGCAAAGCGCCGAUGGGAGUGGCAUGUUCGAUAGUAAAGUCUCCGGGAUAGACUACCCGAGCUUCUAUCCUCAGGUCCCGUCCACCAUUUUGGCCGCUCUGCUUGAUCUCAGCACACGUUCCAAAGCUUACGAUUUCGGAAAUUGGUUGCUUUACUCUGAAGAUAUCGAUGGACCGAUCAUUCCACCGAGCCUGUACGGUGACCGCCUUUUGGCACCUGCAAUCAUUCGCUUCGGAACCGCGACUCGUGACAAAGCUCUCUUAGCCAGGAUUAUUGAAGUACAGAGUCUAAGGUCCAGAAAAGGUAGUUCACGUCUUCCUGACGAAAUUCUGGUAGCGUUCAUCAACAGCCAGAUCGAGAACAGGAGGUGGGACUCAGUCGACAACAUCCUUAAGUAUCUGGGAGACCGGAAUCACGGCUGGGGCACUCAAACUGUUGCGGUUUUGGCAAGAGAACUAUUGCGCCAUGAAGUCCCUACUCAAAGUCAGGUUGGGAACGAAGAGUCCUUCAGCCAAGCCAAGAGAAUUUUCCGAGCCCUGCUACAAGGACUGUAUGGGCACAACGAUCGGGGAAUAUACCUCGAACUAAACGGUCUCUUGGGUGUUCUAUCAAGCGUCAGUCUAUCUUGGGCCCAGUAUUGCACAUCGCUCUUCUCCCGAAGUGGCGUGCAGCCGCUGCGUCUACCCACGCCGUGCUUCAACACUCUGUUGGAAGGCGUAGUAGAUGCCUACGGCAGCAUCCAUGGCAAACGUGUGUGGGAUAUCUGGUGCGAAGAUCUCGCAGACGGUCUGCCGCGAAACCCUCGUCAUCCAGGCGGUAUUUCAAGGCUGCCCAGAUAUCGACCUUCCAAAGACAUUGCCUCUAUGAAUAGCCUUCCAGACAUCAAGCUCGAUGACCUUCCUGACCUUGACAUAGCUUUCCGUGGCCGUGUGACUCCGACCCUUGCUACUAUCCGGAUCAUCAUUCGAAAGGCAAUCCAAGAACAGCAAGAACAGCUACAGGAGACACACUUGCACACACUCCGAGAGGACAGGCGUGAGCUCGUUCACUGGGCUGAACUGGUUCUUCGGAAAAUGGGCAUCCAGGACGAAGAUACUGCCCGCGAGCUCGGAGUUUUACGGCAGCAGAAAAGCGAUGACACUAUAUUCUACCCGUUGUUUGAGGAUACGGCAGUUCAAAUGGAUGCUACAAUCGAUUGA